Corticium candelabrum is the source of this 2005-nucleotide messenger RNA. RefSeq lists its product as uncharacterized. The record is from RefSeq and is a predicted model, not a curated record. NCBI's taxonomy places the organism in Eukaryota, Metazoa, Porifera, Homoscleromorpha, Homosclerophorida, Plakinidae. The transcript has 5 exons. The coding region runs from base 52 to 1770 and encodes 572 amino acids.
CUCGUGAGCGAUCGCGACUGGCUUUCGUUGUGUGUGAGUAGCGAAUUCGAAAUGGGUGGUGGUGAAGCACGGAAAGGCGACGAGCAGCAACGCCAGCUUACCCUUCAAGCUCGUACUGAAUACCAACGCCUCAAUGCAACGUGCCGUCACGAUUUGACGGUUAUGGCUAGAAUUUCAGCUCCUGAAGUGGAAGAAGAAUCGCGGCGUGCCGCAGUCAAUAUUUGCGCAGUUAUAGACCGAAGUGGGAGUAUGAAGGACAACAUCUCACUAAUGCAGGAUACGCUCAAGUUUGUCGUCCAGCAGCUGAGACCAGAGGACAAACUGAGUUUCAUUACGUUUGAUCAUGAAGUGUGUGUUGAGCUGCCACUACAGAAUAUGACUGCUGCAGGAAAAGCGCAGGCAGAAGCUGCAAUCAGUCAUUUGAAGGAACGUGGUCAUACUAAUCUCAGCGGUGGACUAUUUGCUGGCUUUGAUCAAUUCUUCAAACUCAAACCUGAAGAAAUUGCACGUGUCGAGUCUAUUCUGCUGUUUACUGAUGGGAAGGCAAACGUUGGGGUUUCCAAAACACCUCAACUUGAAAAAGCUACAAACUCUGUAUUAAAGCAGAUUGGACGGCAUUGCUCUGUCUUUACGUUUGGAUUUGGAUCUGAACAUGAUGCCGACAUGCUAAAAGCAAUAGCAACGGCUGGGAAUGGAAUGUAUUACUUUGUCAAUGACGCUGAUACAAUCCCUGAAAGCUUUUGCGAUUGUCUCGGUGGGCUGUUGAGUGUGGCAGCACAAAAUUUGAAGCUUCGCAUCACAGCAGCUGGAGACUGUGCCCUUGAGAAGCCACUGACAGCAUUCAAAGUCACAACCGUUCAGGAGUACAAAGUCUAUGAUGUGGCCAUUCCUGACAUUUACAGUGAAGAAGAAAAGGACAUCCUCUGUAAAGUUAAUGUCCCAAAGUCUCCUGAUCGUGUUGAUGCUCAGGAAUAUCAACUGGCUGUUUUCAAUCUGGAUUACUUUAAUGUCAUAGACUGUGUUCCUCAGUUUAUCACAGCAGCAGCCUCUGUCACUCUCACUCCUGAAGGACCUGAAGUUUGUGGUGGAGUUGAUGAAGAGAUAGGAGUACAACGUAAUCGUUGUGAGACUGCACAAGCUCUGACUUCAGCAACAGAGCUGGCCGAUCGCGGUGAUUACGAUGGUGCUCGUGUUGUUAUUCAUAGGUGCCUUACAAGAAUCCAAGCAUUGCCUUCUGCAAAUCAUGAUCUCUCUAAACAUCUCAUUGAAACAUUGCAAGAUGCAGAGGGUGGACUGAAAGACAAGACAACAUAUGUCCGGUACGGCAAACAAGCUACCACUAGCUAUGGUUUGGCGCAUUGGCAACAACGCUCAAAUGUUUCUCCAGCCUAUGCAAUGAAGGCAGCUUCUGCUGUUUCAUCAAGACCUGAUUCUAGGAGUGCUCCUGCUGCUUGUGCUUCUGCUUGCCUUCCUUUAGGUACAGAACCUGUUAAUUAUUAUCGCAAGGGCAAGAAAGCUAAAAUGGUUAAAAAGUUUACGGAGGGUACGUCAAAUUUGAAGUAUGUUCCUGCUCCUCUUCCUCCUAUAGAACAGCAAAUGAAGAAACAGUUACCUAAGACUGAUUCUCACAGCAAUCAACCAUCUCAACAUCAAGGUCCUCAGGAUCAGUCUCUACAGAAUCAAACUUCUCAAACUAACCCUACUCAUGAACAGCAUCCCAAUGAGAAGUCUUCACAAGAUAAGCCUCAGAACGAGCCUACUCAGGGAUGAAACUCCUAAGUAAACGUGACAAUAAAGAACUGAGCAUGAGGUCUCAAGCUAGCAUACAUUAUUAGCGUGAUAGUGUGGUUUCGUUGAGCAAUAUCUGCAUGUCUUUUAGAGGCUGCAAUUUUGUGGUGGACUAUUAGAGGACUUUAGGUUAGAGGACUGUAGGUGCACCAUUUUGACUGUAUUGUGCUGCUGAUGCUGAUGCUGCAAUAUAAACUUAUAUAAAUGUGGCUCUCAA